Messenger RNA from Knipowitschia caucasica, 1467 nucleotides. The record is from the annotation of a GenBank genome assembly. NCBI's taxonomy places the organism in Eukaryota, Metazoa, Chordata, Actinopteri, Gobiiformes, Gobiidae.
AUGGACUUUUCAAUAAUAGCAAAAAGAACAGACAGAACAACAGGAAUUUACAAGUGUAACUACUGCAAAAAGAAGAUUUUUGGUAUUAAAAAAAUUUGCAAACACUUGGACACACACAGGAAAAGAUUGCUGGAAAAACAACGUAAAGUUUCUGAGCAACAGACUCUCCCUAGUUUGAAUUCACUUGCAGAAAAUGCAGUGAGUGCUAGUAAUGAAGGGACGGUUGUCAGUCCUGCGGCCGCUUCUUUGUCCAACGAAAAGCCGGAGUCCAGAGACAACGCCCACAUCUGUCAACGUUGUAAGAGGCUGUUCAAGUCCCUCAAAGGUCUGCGCUCGCAUGAACGCAGCCACGCCGCGCUAGCUGCUCUUGACCACGCAACCACCUCCGAAUCCAAUGAAAACGUUGAUCAAUACAUAACCUACAGAAAUGGGACGACAAGGCCAUUUAUGUGCACACUCUGCUCCUACCGCACAACUAUGUCCAGCUUGGCAAAAAGCCAUGUUGUCAAACAACAUACCUAUCUUUUGACCCCUAAAGUUGAAAGACUCUUCGACGAGGCCACACAGAAGGAUAACGAGGAGGCUUCAUCAAACAAUGCAGAUGACAUGAACGCUGAGGACGACGAACUUCAAAAUUCUUUCCUGGAGCCCCCAGAUGUACAGCGGCAGUUAAAGAACUACAACGUCAUGGCUCGGAUUGAUCUAGCAUCAAAAACACAAGACCUCCGGUUGAGGGAACCCAGGAUGCUGCCGUGUGAAAUGUGCAAUUUUAACUGUAAACACUAUUCCGCCAUGAGACGUCACUGCCUGAGGCGUCAUGGAAAAAAGCUCAUCCGCUGCAAGGACUGCAACUUUUUCAGCUGUUUUAAACGAAACCUAGAUCUACAUGAGCAAAUGGGUCACUCUACUCUUCAGUCGGAGCCUACGCACCAAAAGAAUCUCUGCUGCCCUUUUUGUCUUUAUCAAUCGAAAAACAAAAACAACAUGAUUGAUCACAUUAUUUUGCAUCGUGAAGAGCGAGUUAUUCCCAUGGAAGUGCGCCGAUCGAAACUGUCGCGUUACCUUCAGGGGGUGGUCUUCCGGUGUCACAAGUGCACGUUCAGCAGUGGAAGUGCGGACGCUCUGCAUUCACAUGUGGCCAAGCACAACGACCUCAAGCCGUUCAAGUGUCGACUCUGCUACUUUGACUGCUCUCAAAUGAAGGAUCUGGAGGCACACCUGUGGGAUAAGCAUCAGGUUGUUCGUAACCAUCAGCUCGUGGGCCAGGUCAGUUUGGAUCAGCUGGAGGCGAGAGAAGACCGUAUUUCACAAGAUGAUGAGGAGGAAGAUAUGAAGGCCAUGAUGCUCCUCCUGCAUUGCUUGCGGCAGACGGAGUUGCUGUUUCUUCUCCAGUCACAGCGAAUCUGUUCCCUUGUGACUAUUGUGGGAGAAGUCUCGCAAACAACUCAGAACUUCAGCGUCACAUGA